AUGCCGGUAAAACGGAGGGGUAAGAAGGACACGCAGGUCAAGUCAAGGCCGCAGUCAAGGGUGGGGACAGAGGAACAUCACGAGCAGCCAUUGGGUGAAGGAGCUGCCUUCGAGGUUAUUGUUCUGGGCCCAAAAGGUGGACCCCGCGAGGACCGAGUGACUGGCUUGCUGGUACGAUCGACCUCGACGGGCUGGUCUCCGGACUCCGUUGUCGCUGUGGAUGCGGGAACCCUUCUUGCGGGGAUUGUUCGCUUGCUGAAGCGCGAUAUUCAAGGUGCCAAAAAUGGUGUUAUUCAGUCUGGACCGUUUGCGGGCCUUGAACUUCCCUUCAAGACCGCUGAGGCCAAUGGAGCGUAUGUAUUUCGAGACAUUAUUGAUGCAGUUCUCAUUACGCAUCCGCACCUUGAUCACAUCUCAGGCCUGGCAAUCAACACGCCGAUUGUGGAAGCGGGUAAUGGGCCGAAAUCAGUGGCUGCUCUCCCUUCCGUGAUUGCGGCCAUUAAAAACCACAUGUUCAAUGAUGUGAUCUGGCCGAACCUGUCGGAUGAAGAUGGUGGUGCAGGUCUGCUCACAUACAACCGGUUGGUAGAGGGUGGAAAUCCCAGAUUGGGCACAGGAGAUCUCAGGGGUUAUGUUCGGGCUUGUCGUGGCAUAUCAACCAAAUGUCUGUCCGUCAGUCAUGGACGAUGCAAACAGCGAUACCAUGCCGAGACUGCGAUGCAUCACAGGAUUAAUAGUACUGUGUUUACCUCGCAUACCGAUCAUUACAUGCCCUCUCGUGCAGUUUCCAUUGACCAAAAUGAUCAAAGCUUCUACUCUCCUUUGCACUCCCCGCGUCUCGGGGCUGCCAAUAAGGAACCUCCAAUGGCAACCGUUGAGAGCUCUGCGUUUUUCCUCCAUGACAACAAUAGCGGAAAAGAGAUAAUCAUCUUUGGCGACCUCGAGCCGGACUCGGUAGCCCUUGAGCCACAUAAUCGCCGUGUCUGGCAGACGGCUGCUCCGAAGGUUGUCUCCGGUACUCUCCGUGCUAUCUUCAUAGAAUGCUCCUACACCGACAGUGCCCAGGACGCCUACCUUUAUGGUCACCUGUGCCCAAGACACCUUAUUGCAGAGCUCAGAGUUCUCGCGAAGCUAGUGAUGGAGGUGCGUGAGGGUAGAGGUGAAUACGAUAUCUAUAAUCCACCAAUGCCCUUCUCAAAGCGCAAGCGGAAUAGCGCUCCUACCUCUGACCCUACCAAUUACGCCAUUCCGCAUGCGAUAAAGCGAACACGCAGCGCAGCUGGAAGAGCCGAAUGGGGAUCAUCGAGAACGUCUGACCCGAACUACUAUGAUAUUGAUCCGCUCGAAGGUGAUGAGGAAAUGCCCUUCAGUGCCGCUCCCACCUCAGUUCAAUGGGCUAAAGCAGAUCCUCUUCCGUUGGCGGGACUAUCUGUAUACAUUAUUCAUAUCAAAGAGACUCUCAAUGACGGGCCACCUCCUGAAAUUGAGAUUCUGCACCAGCUCCAGCAACAGGCUGCGAGUUCGCGUCUUGGUUGUCAAUUCUUCAUCCCGAACCCGGAGCAGGGUAUUUUUAUCUAG
Messenger RNA from Penicillium argentinense, 1578 nucleotides. RefSeq names its product 3',5'-cyclic-nucleotide phosphodiesterase PDE1 (gene pdeA). The transcript is spliced from 3 exons. Gene Ontology annotation, biological process: negative regulation of glucose mediated signaling pathway; cGMP catabolic process; cAMP catabolic process. Bases 1 to 1578 code for a protein of 525 amino acids. The record is from RefSeq and is a predicted model, not a curated record. Gene Ontology annotation, molecular function: 3',5'-cyclic-GMP phosphodiesterase activity; 3',5'-cyclic-AMP phosphodiesterase activity. Lineage: Eukaryota; Fungi; Ascomycota; Eurotiomycetes; Eurotiales; Aspergillaceae.